UUGAAGAUUAAAACUUGAGAUUUAAACGAGCGCUUGGCGUGUUAUGUGUUUACGAACAAAACUAAUGAUAGUUUAAAAAUUCAAAAUUAUUCAUGGAAAUUCUGCCUUUCGGGAACACCGAGUCUUCAUUUUUCCUAGUGUUAAGUGUAUGUUACUAAAUAUAAUAUUACCCUAAAUAUUAUUUACUAUGUAUAACGCUCAAAAUAGCUGUAAAAAUUAAUAUUAGGAGCAAACAGCUUAGAUUCAAUAUUGAUCAUGUCUUCCUAUAGAAGAAUCGAUUCUGAGAGUUCGGAAGUGGACAGCAGCCACGGCAAUGAUGUAGGAUUCAAAGGAUUAAAAAAAAUUCCAAGGGAACGGUUUCGUGUAGGGGUAUGUCUGCUUCGGAUAUAUGACGAGAACGAUCCGCGUGCGUACUGCUAUGUAUCGGUCGAUCCGCACCGCCGUGUCCGAUGGCUCGAGCAACGGCUUCGCGACUUACUGGACCUAACUGAAUCCUUCGUGCUUCGCUCUCGUGGACAUUUACUACCCAGUGCCGAACGGCUCACUAUCCUCUGUCCUGAUGACCCCGUGGAAGUGUUUCCGACAAACACAGAUGUAACAAAAAAUGUAAAACCUGGCAAUAAUUCUUAUGUGAUAUGUGAAGCUCACAAGUCUUCAAUUGAUGCAAUUGAUGGAGGAAAAUCAGAAAAUGAGGCUGGUUUAGAGUAUUCCUCCUUACAACAUACAAAAGUACAGCCUGAGGAAAAGAAAGAAUCCAUUCAAGAAAAUGAAACAGAUCUUGAAUCUUAUAAAGAAAGAGCUCUAGCAAUGUUAGACAAUACAUUUUCUCAAAAGACUCAAAGUGAUGAACAAGAUAACAUUUGGAUCAUGGAGGAUUAUUCAAAUGUCAACAACCAGCGCACAAAGCGAAAACGGGUGCGUCGCAGACGAAAAAACAAUUGUUCUUCAGAAAGUAAUGGUAAUGCUUGGGAAAAUACUUCAACUUCUGGGCGUGCACCUCGCCUGGUACACGCAUUGCCUAACGGACUUACCAGUUAAUAAAUUGUUUUAUAGCCA
This is a messenger RNA of Pieris rapae (cabbage white), 1056 nucleotides long. RefSeq lists its product as uncharacterized. The transcript is spliced from 3 exons. NCBI's taxonomy places the organism in Eukaryota, Metazoa, Arthropoda, Insecta, Lepidoptera, Pieridae. The record is from RefSeq and is a predicted model, not a curated record. The coding region runs from base 256 to 1038 and encodes 260 amino acids.